UUGCCCUGGAUUUUUUGUGGCAAAUUUAAUGACAGUUGCCAAAUUUUGUCUAUCGUUCUACUACCGCCAAUAAAUUUUUGUACAAAAAUAAACAAUUAAGCAUGAAAUAUUUGCUCUAACUUCUAAAUUUUCGUUAUCCCGACAUAAAAAUUAUAUUCAGUGCAUUGUGACUUUUAUUUUAAAUAUAAUAACGUAAAAAAAUACAUAUUGUGACGAAAUGUCAUUCUUCAGCGGAAACACUUCGUUGGGCGCCACAAGCACGCCGGCUAAACCUGGCGGGUUAUUUUCUACAUUUGGUACUGGUGCGCCGACAGCAGCGCCAGCUUUCGGUAGCACAGCAACAUCAACAGCAGCUCCAACUUUUGGAACAUCAGCCUUUGGUGCCACAGGAUUUGGAACUGCGGCUACUUCAUCUGCGCCAUCGCUUUUUGGCGGUACAGCAACAGCCACCAAUACGACGGGCUUUGGCGGUUUCGGCACGGCAACAUCUGCAGCGCCUGCGUUUGGUGGUUUUGGAACUACUGCUGCCACUAGUGCUCCCGGCUUUGGUGGUUUCGGUACAACUUCAACAACAUCAACAGCGCCAGCUUUUGGAGGAUUCGGUACACAAACGAAUGCUUUUGGUGGUUUCGGUACCGGUGGAAGUGCCUUUGGUUCAACUUUCGGAAAACCGGCUGCUACAACUGUAACACCUGGAUUUGGCGGCUUUAGUGGUGCCACUAAUUUUAUGCUGGGACAACCACAGCAGCAAGCUCCACAACUAUCGCCAGAUGAAGCCUUCUCACAGUCCAUUUUCAGUGUAUCCAUUUACGGUGAUGAGCGCGACACAAUUAUAGCAAAAUGGAAUUAUUUGCAGGCGAUGUGGGGAACUGGAAAAUCAUUUUAUUCUCAAAAUGCCGUGCCUGUGGAAAUUACGCCGCAAAACUAUCUCUGUCGUUUCAAAGCAAUGGGCUACAGCCGAUUGCCUGGAAAAGACAAUAAAAUGGGAUUAGUCGCAUUGAAUUUUAACAAACCGCUGGCUGAAGUUAGGGCUCAACAGCAGCAAAUAAUCUCAUCCCUAAAUGGUAUAUUUGGCAAUAAACCAAAUCUUGCUAUAAAUAUAGAGUCAAGUAAAGAGCACGAAGAGAAAAAGUGUCAAUUAGUGAUUUAUGUGGAAGAGCGUUCACAAAUGUCGCCGAACGAAACUAAACGUAUACUCGCCAGUGAUGUUUCGAAUUAUCUGAAUCAGGCGAACGUGAAAGCCCAAUUAGGAAAUCUUGGCAUUGUUGAGGUCCUGGCAUUAGUAUUACCCGAUGAGGAUCAACUUAAGGAGUAUCUAGAGAAUCCACCAAAGGGCGUCGAUCCACGCAUGUGGCGCCAAGCAAAAUUAGAUAAUCCGGAUACAACGAAAUUUAUACCAGUGCCAAUGAUUGGCUUCAACGAUCUGAAGUGGCGCACCAAGUGUCAGGAGAGUGAAACCGAAACACAUGCACUUUAUUUGAAGAAAGUGGAAAAGGAUUUAGCUGAGCUAAGGCAGCGACACGUUGCAGCAACAGCAAAGAUAAUGGAGCACAAGCGAAAAUUGGCGGAAUUAAGUCACAACAUCUUAAAAAUUAUUGUGAAGCAAGAGUGCACACGGAAAAUCGGACUGGCGUUGACGCCAGAGGAGGAAGCGCUACGCACAAAGUUAGAGAAUAUGCAAGCUUUAGUUUCUGCGCCAACACAAUUCAAGGGACGUCUCAGCGAAUUGUUAUCACAGAUGCGUAUGCAACGGAAUCAAUAUGCGUUCACCGGUGGCAGUGAAUACGCUAUCGACAAGGAUAGUGAGGAGGAAAUGAAAUCAUUUUUAGCAAUGCAACAGAAAGCGAUGGAAGUGCUGACCGAUACUGUUACAAAGGACUUGAAAUCAUUAAAAAUCAUUAUAGAGGGUAUGCCGGAGCUGGUACGCGUUUAAUAAUAGUGCUUAAUGUAAAUCAAAGGAGUUUUAAUAAAAUUUAUUUGAAGUAAGUUAAAAAAAGGUUUUGAAUUUGUGCAAUAA
Molecule: messenger RNA, 2017 nt
Organism: Zeugodacus cucurbitae (melon fly)
Lineage: Eukaryota; Metazoa; Arthropoda; Insecta; Diptera; Tephritidae
Gene: Nup54
Product: probable nucleoporin Nup54
Exons: 7
Coding region: 218-1933 (571 amino acids)
Biological process (GO): protein localization to nuclear inner membrane; nuclear pore organization; NLS-bearing protein import into nucleus
Cellular component (GO): nuclear pore central transport channel; nuclear pore
Molecular function (GO): structural constituent of nuclear pore
Source: RefSeq, a predicted model, not a curated record